CACUCGUAAUCUCUCUCUCAGGGUUGGUGAUGAUGAUGAUGAUGAUGAAGGUGUUGGUGGUGGUAACAUCAGUGCUGGUGUCAUUUGCACUCAGUUUUCCAACACAGGAGACGGGGAAGGGAAAAAACUGGGUCGUCCUUGUAGCUGGAUCAAAUGGCUGGUACAACUACAGACACCAGGCCGACGUGUGUCACGCGUAUCAGAUCGUCCGUAAGAACGGGAUUCCAGACGAGCAGAUCGUUGUGAUGAUGUAUGAUGAUCUGGCUAAUAGUCAGGAGAACCCGACACCUGGAGUGAUCAUCAACAGGCCCAAUGGUUCAGAUGUUUAUAAAGGAGUGCUGAAAGAUUACAUCGGUGAUGCUGUGACCCCUGAGAACUUCCUGGCAGUGCUGAAGGGUGACGUGAGCAGUGUGAAGGGAGGAUCAGGAAAAGUGCUGAAGAGUGGCCCAGACGAUCACGUGUUUGUGUAUUUCACCGAUCACGGUGCUCCUGGGCUCUUGGCCUUUCCCGAUAGUGAGCUCUAUGUGAAUGAUCUGAUGGACACGGUUCAGUACAUGCACAAAAACAAGAAGUAUAAGAAGAUGGUGUUUUAUAUCGAGGCGUGUGAGUCCGGCUCCAUGAUGAAGCCCCUGCCUGUCGACAUUGACGUUUAUGCCACCACGGCAGCAAACCCUCAUGAGUCGUCUUAUGCCUGUUACUAUGACGAGGCCAGAGACACGUAUUUGGGAGACUUGUACAGUGUUAAGUGGAUGGAGGAUUCAGACGUGGAGGAUCUGAGUAAAGAGUCACUUGCUAAGCAGUUUAAGAUUGUCAAGAGUGAGACCAACACCAGCCACGUCAUGCAAUAUGGAAACAAGACCAUGGCAGGUAUGAAGGUGAUUCAGUUCCAGGGUAACUCUCUGGGUGGAGCGAGGCCAGAGGAACCUGUGUCGUUGCCCCCGGUUACACAGUAUGAUGUCACACCCAGCCCUGAUGCCUACCUGUCCAUCCUGAAGAGGAGGUUGAUGAAGACUAAUGAUCUCACUAUUGUCAGGGGUUACCUGAUGGAGAUCAAGGCCCACAUGAAGGUACGUGAGCUGCUGGCGAACACAGUGCGUAAGGUGGCAGAGCGGGUGGUGAAAACACACCUGAAGGUGCAGCAGGUGGUGGAGGAGCGUCAGGAGCUCACGCAAUACGAGUGUUACAGAGCCGCGUCCACACACUUUAAAACACGCUGCUUCAACUGGCACGAUCAGCAGUAUGAGUACGCUCUCCGACACCUGUACGUGUUGGUGAAUCUGUGUGAGAGAGGACACCAGGCUCAGAGGAUCAUGGCAGCCAUGGAUGAUGUGUGCUACUUCCGGGAUUAAAGACACACACACACACACACACACACACACACACACACACACACACACACACACACACAGAUAUGAUGACGGAUGUCAGAGUCUCAGAUGAUCCUGCUUUUUGCACAAAUCACAUCUGAGAGUGAUUUUAUUGUUGUUUUAAUCAUCACUGCAAUCACACUAUAGUUUUUAUUCCUCAGUGAGACGUUAUUUUAAAGAAUGUUGAAUGUUUUUAACAAAAAGAAAUGACUUUAUAUUUUUGUGUGAAAUCACAGAAGAGCAGCUCGUGGUGAGACACACUGCUGCUGAAUGACAAUGCAUGAUCACACACACACACACACACACACACAUACACACAUACACACAUACACACAUACACACAUACACACAUACACACAUACAUACACAUACACACAUACAUACACAUACACAUACACACACACACACACACACACACACACAGCUUACCAAGACAAUUAGAAGCUGUAACGUUCAUCAGACUUUAAACUUUUCCCUGUUAUUAGAAUAUUCUGUUUAUUAUUCUGUUUUUUUAAAGUAACCUUGUUUAGAUAGCUGGUCCUGUGUGUGUGUGUGUGUGUGUGUGUGUGUGCUCUGUGAUGUGUGUUAAAUCCGUUGUCUCUGUACUUACUACAUUACUGAUGUUAUAAUAACCACAUGCUCAUUAUUGUACAUGAUCAGCUGUAGAGGAUGUGCUGCAUGUGAGAGCUGCAGAGAUUAAAGCAGGAGAAAAGGGAAUAUAAAUUCACUGAAAUUCAGAAACCAGAGCAGUUUGAUGUUCGUUUGUCCUGAUUACUGAAAUAAAUAUGAACUGAGUUGA
Molecule: messenger RNA, 2166 nt
Organism: Tachysurus vachellii
Lineage: Eukaryota; Metazoa; Chordata; Actinopteri; Siluriformes; Bagridae
Gene: lgmn
Product: legumain
Exons: 13
Coding region: 30-1349 (439 amino acids)
Biological process (GO): vacuolar protein processing
Molecular function (GO): cysteine-type endopeptidase activity
Source: RefSeq, a predicted model, not a curated record